Emiliania huxleyi CCMP1516 is the source of this 1041-nucleotide messenger RNA. RefSeq lists its product as hypothetical. The record is from RefSeq and is a predicted model, not a curated record. The transcript is spliced from 5 exons. Gene Ontology annotation, molecular function: transmembrane transporter activity. Lineage: Eukaryota; Haptophyta; Isochrysidales; Noelaerhabdaceae. Gene Ontology annotation, biological process: transmembrane transport. Bases 1 to 1041 code for a protein of 346 amino acids.
AUGAGUCUUCGCGAGAGCCUGCUUGCGAAGCCGGUCAAAGGCGAUCUCUGUUGGACGUACAUCUUCUACGCCAACGUCUUCAUCGGCUGCGUGCAAUUUUCGAUCGUGCUGCCCUCACUGUGGAUCUACCUUGAGGGGAUGGGGAGUACAAAGGCAUUCUACGCCGCUGUCGUCUCGGCCUUCUCUGUCGGAGAGGCAGUUGGUGCAAUAUUGCUGGGUGCCGUGUCGAGCUUCGCGGGCGUCAAACCUACCCUCCUCUUCUGCUGCUCGCUCGGCGCUGCCGGCGCCGCCGCUUAUGCCCUUGCGGAGGCUGCCUCAAAUGUAUCCCCGGGGGCUGGUCCUUGGGUCGCGCUGUUCGGCCGCCUCGCUCAGGGCAUCGCAGCAGGCGGGCGACAGGCCGUUCAGCAGGCCUACCUCGCGCGGGCGGCGCCACCAGAACAGCAGACGGGGCUGACGGCGAUGAUGACGACAUUCGCCUGCCUCGGCUUCAUCUUUGGUCCGGCCUUUGGCGCCGCUGUUGGCGUCAUCCAACCGCUCGCCGGCACAGAUGCUAAAUUCACGCGCGCGCGGUUCGCGAUCGGCGUGCUCACAUUCGACUCGCUCACGCUUUCCGGCUGGUUCAACUCGCUGGCGGACCUCUUCAGCCUGAGCCUACUCGCCUGCUGCUUCCGCGAGAUCGGGCCGUGGGGCCAGCACGGCGCUACACCCAGCGCCGCUGCGGAGAGUGGCGCAAAAGGCGGUGGCUCUCAGGCGCAGACGACUGGCGUGUGGGCGUGCAUCAUCUUCUUCUUUAUCCACUUCAACGGCUUUGCCGUCCAGGAGACUAUCACGACGCCGCUCGUGGCGGACUGGUUUGGCUGGGACAAGACGGCGGCAAACGAGCUGUUCAUCGCGUCGGGCGUCGCAAACCUCCUCUGCGCCGCCGUCAUGACGGCACUGUCGACGCCGCGCGAGCAGCCCGACGGGACCAUGCGCCAGCGCGUCUCGGACCAGGCAGCGGACUCACUCCUUGCGCACCCGCGGGAGGCGAAGCCGGGCUGA